UUGUAUCAAUGAAGCAUAACAUUGAGUAGGCAUACGCAUCAAAAGCCUUGGAAAAUAAGCGCACAAAGGCUUAGACUUUGGGCCAGUUGGAUAGUGUUUGAGUGUAAUAAGCAUGUCUUGCCAGCGUCGCUGUUGCAUUUGCUCCUGAAUCGUUUAUUCAACCAUUUGGGCCAGUCUCAGGAGGACUACAGACCGCAGGCACGUACCAAGGUAUACUAUCACACUCAAAUGGCAAAUAUUCAGAUGAGUCCCAAAGAGGAGCUGUUGGAGCGAUUCCUGGAUUAUGCUUCCAGGGGAGACCUGGCAAAACUCUCUGGGAUGAUCUCUCAUUCCAGCUUUUUGGUCAAUGAAAGUGGGGAGAAUGGCUGGACUGCGUUGAUGCUAGCUGCAAGGAAUGGACACACUGAUAUUGUAGACAACCUACUUUCAAAUGGGUGUGAUAAGUUUUUAGUCAAUAAAUCUGCUCAAACUGCUUAUGACAUUGCCAAAUUCUGGGGACACCGACAUAUUGGCAGGUUAUUGGCAAAGACUGAGAACAAAUGUCAACGGAUUCUACCCAACGACAGAACGGAAGAGCAUGAAAACUACUUCAACAGAGAAGUUUUCAACAGAAUGAGUGAAAAGAGGCCUGACAGCAAGUGGCUAGAAGCAAAACAGUCUUCUCCAGACACAGUGUUCAUCUUGUUCUUUAACUUGAACCCUCUUGUGUCUGCUUCCGAGGAGAGCAACACAGCCCAUCCAGGUAUAAAACUGUGUAGACUUGAUGCAAGCUCGGUUAAUAAAGAACUACUUCAAAAAUCUGGAACAACAGUCAUCUUCCUCGGGGUAGAGAAGCAGAGAAGCUCCUCAUCCUCUCCUCCAAAAGAAGGGAAUGAACCCACUGCUUGGUUUGCUCUCAAUACUGAUGACAAUCCCAUGGAUCAUCUCCAACUCACCAAUCCAAAUAGCUUCUUCCUCAAACCACCCAUGCCAGGUCUUCUGAAACUUAGUGAGGCUGAGGCUGGAAUCAUUGCUCAAGCCAGCUCUGUCCUCGCUUGGCACAACCGAUACAGCUUCUGCCCAACAUGUGGGAGUAACACUAAUGUGGAGGAAGGAGGCUAUAAGAGGACCUGCUUCAACAAAGACUGCAGAAGCCGACAAGGCAUCCACAACACUUGUUACCCACGAGUUGAUCCUGUGGUGAUCAUGUUGGUCAUUCACCCAGAUGGCAACCAAUGCUUAUUGGGCAGAAAGAAGACUUUUCCUGCUGGGAUGUUUUCAUGUCUUGCUGGAUUCAUUGAACCAGGUGAGGCCAUUGAGGAUGCAGUAAGGAGAGAGACGGAGGAGGAGAGUGGGGUCAAAGUGGGUCCUGUUCAGUAUGUGUCCUGUCAGCCCUGGCCAAUGCCCUCCUCACUAAUGAUUGGUUGCCUGGCUGUUGCCAUGUCAACAGACAUCAAAGUCGAUGAAAAGGAAAUUGAAGAGGCUCGUUGGUUUACACGGCAACAGGUUAUAGAUGUCAUUGUCAAGGGAACAAAACCAGCCUUUACCAUGCCACCAAGACAGGCCAUUGCACACCAGUUGGUGAAACAUUGGAUUGGUAUGAGCUCAAAUCUUUAAACCUAAUGAAGGGCACUUCUCCAGGAUGGAUUACACCACUAAAUGUAAUUUAUAAUGAAAUACAAUAGAUACAUCUAUUAAUUAAUUAUCAAAACAUUCUCAUGUCUGAUUUUCCAUCCAAUCAAAGUAGUGUUUACUAUAUCACAUUUAAGACAUUUUAAUGGUUGUGUAAAAUUGGCAUAAAGUGGUCAAAGUAGAUUUGAUUUUAUCUCCACUAUUCCACUGUGCCUUAGAUAUGAACACGACUAAUCUAUAAUUUUAUAUGGAAUACUUUUCAUCAUUGCAGUAUUUUAAUUGGAUAAAAGUAUGUCAAGAAAAAGUAGGCAUUUUAAAGGGAUAAUUGACCCCCAGAAAAAAAUGAAACUCCAGUCAAUUUUGUGAAAGCCUAUGUUCUAUCAGUGAGUACAAUAAAAAUCUUCCCCGUGAUUUAA
Molecule: messenger RNA, 2027 nt
Organism: Salmo salar (Atlantic salmon)
Lineage: Eukaryota; Metazoa; Chordata; Actinopteri; Salmoniformes; Salmonidae
Gene: nudt12
Product: nudix (nucleoside diphosphate linked moiety X)-type motif 12
Biological process (GO): NADP+ catabolic process; NAD+ catabolic process
Cellular component (GO): peroxisome; cytosol
Molecular function (GO): protein binding; metal ion binding; NADH pyrophosphatase activity
Source: RefSeq, a predicted model, not a curated record